Bursaphelenchus xylophilus (pine wood nematode) is the source of this 814-nucleotide messenger RNA. The record is from the annotation of a GenBank genome assembly. Lineage: Eukaryota; Metazoa; Nematoda; Chromadorea; Rhabditida; Aphelenchoididae.
AUGGACAUCUUUAGAGAAAUAAAUUCUUUAAAGAAUUUUGAUCACGAAAAUGUGAGAAAACAACUUUUAUUCACUUGGUUAAGGUAGUCUCUUUGAAGGAAAUAUUAUACUCAUCUACUACAGUAUCUGUUGUUUUGGAAUUUGUUGAGUCGAAUCUGAAAUUGGUUAUUUACGAUGAGAGGCGUCCAACGAAUAUGGAUCUACUUAAAAAGUUGUUUUUCCAAGUUUUGAAAGGUAUCCGAUACAUCCACAGCUUGAGUAUAAUGCACAGGGUAAGCAAUGUGUAAACUGCGUCGUAAUAUUUAUAUUGUGGCUAGAAAAUCUAUUCUCUUUUAGGACAUAAAGCCCGAGAACAUACUCGUGUCUCGGACUGGUCGUAUAAAGAUAGCUGACUUUGGCCUCGCUGGAUUAUAUUUACCCGAAGAUAAUGAGAGGACAUACUCCCAUCAAGUGGCGACAAGGUGGUAUCGAGCGCCAGAACUGCUGUUUGGCUCCAUAAAGUACACUCCGUCAGUCGACAUCUGGGCAUUUGCCUGCGUUCUGGCAGAGUAUCUUAAUGUGGGACCGUUGUUUGAGGUAAGUCAAUUGGAUUAUUCAAUUACUGACAUCUUUUCAGGGAGCCAACGAUAUCGAUCAGAUUGGGAAAGUGUUUAAGAUCCUUGGCACCCCGACCAAAAGUAAUUGGCCCGAUUGGGAAAAGACCCCGGAUUACGGGAAGAUGAAUUUUGAUAAAAUGAAUCCCGUCAAAGAUUGGAAGACUGUGGGUGAGUUGAAAAUAAUUUAUUUGAGGUACUUGUUAUAUAACAUAGCAUAA